Messenger RNA from Sabethes cyaneus, 1630 nucleotides. RefSeq names its product glycosyltransferase-like domain-containing protein 1-like. NCBI's taxonomy places the organism in Eukaryota, Metazoa, Arthropoda, Insecta, Diptera, Culicidae. The coding region runs from base 127 to 1242 and encodes 371 amino acids. The record is from RefSeq and is a predicted model, not a curated record. Gene Ontology annotation, molecular function: glycosyltransferase activity. The transcript is spliced from 4 exons.
AGCUCUCCUCUCGUUGUGGACGUAGCUGAUUUAGCAAAUAUCACAUUAGAUGGUAGUAUCCUGCCUUUUAAAAACAUUCUUUAAGAAUUAGUUUUAUUAACAAGCUUAGUGCGUGUGAUUUGAUUUAUGGCUAAAAUUCUUAUUAUCGAAUCGUUCUAUGGAGGAUCCCACAAACAACUGCUGGAUACAAUCCUGCAACAAUUUCAUCCGGCAGAAUACGAUUUAUUUACAUUGACUGCCAAAAAAUGGCACUGGCGCUCACGGGUAGGAGCACUUUAUUUUUCGGAAGUCAUUCCGCACGAUCAUCAAUAUAAAACAUUAUUCACAAGUUCGGUGCUCAACCUCGCAGAACUGAUCGGUUUGCGGCCGGAUCUUUCCGUUUGUAGAAAGAUAGUGUACUUUCACGAGAAUCAAUUGAACUACCCGGUUCGAGAAAUAAAGGAACGAGAUUGCCAAUAUGGCUUGAACCAAAUCAUGACUUGUCUUAGUGCCGACCAAAUUGUGUUCAACUCGCAUUACAAUAUGACAUCCUUUCUGGAUAACAUUAGAAGUUUUCUAAAUAUUGCACCUGAUUUAAAAUUAAAAAAUCUAAAAGAGAAGUUGGAACCACGAUGUGAAGUGCUCUACUUUCCAAUUCCAUUUCAUAUGAUUCCGAAAAGGAUAUUCACCAAAAAUGAUAAACCGUUGCAUUUAGUUUGGCCUCAUCGCUGGGAGCAUGAUAAAAAUCCCCAAUUCUUAACCACCACGUUACUCGAAUUAAACAAAAGGCAAGUGGAAUUUCGCGUGUCGAUUCUGGGCGAGCGUACUCAAUCGAUUCCUGACUGUUUCGAAAAUAUUGGCGAACUUUUGAAGGACAAAUUGAUUAACUUCGGUUAUCUGGGUAAAGACGAAUACUAUCGCACCUUGCUCGACGGUGACGUUGUAAUUUCAACAGCAGGUCAUGAGUUCUACGGAGUGGCAAUGCUAGAAGCUGCAUUCUGUGGGUGUUUGCCGGUGGCGCCGAAUAAACUAGUCUAUCCGGAGAUUUAUCCGGACACCAGUCUGUACAAUACGUCUAAUCAGCUAAUUAAAAUGUUGUAUAACUGGUGUAAAAAUCGGGCCCUGUUCGAAAAAGAUCGAGCCAUUUUUUACGAGAACUUUGACUUUGACAAAUAUUCCUCGGUCAGCAUUGUGCCGAAAUUCAUAUCGAUGGUCAAAGCACAUAUCAUACCUGCAGCAGUGGCUGUUACUAACGGGAUAUAGGUGAAUAAACCUAAUCUCUUAUGCAAUUCAACUAUAAAGUAGACUUCUGUCAGGAGAGGAAAAAAAUAGAGCGCACUAUCAUGCGCCAAUUAUCUACCAACAUUAUAAUAGAGUCCAAAGGCACAAACUAAGAUGUUUGUUCUAAUCGUUAGGAUGUGCAAACCAGUUCGUCGAAGGUUUGCACCAUUUCGGUUAGGCCAGAUUUGUUUUUGUUAUGUUUUUUAAAUUUUUGAACUUAGAACAAUUAACUUCCGAGUGGUCGGAAGUUACAGGGUGAGAUAUUCGGAUGCUUGUUUUCUAUUGAACGAUUCGAAAUUCAGGUAUUGUACAUUACAAUAUCUAAAGCAAUUUUUUUAACAUGGUAAUUGACAAAGGGAAUCAAUAUAUU